AUGGUGUUGUUAACGACGACCGAGGCCGCGAAGGCUGCGAUAGAGGAGUACUGUAAGAUUGAUGGCGAGGGACAAGACGAGAAGCCGACGGACGAAAGACUUGACAGGCUAUCGGAUGUUGAGUUAGGCAGCCCAAUCGACCACGCCGACUUGAUUGAGAUAUCAAAGUACCUGUUGAGCAAUGACAAGCGCAACGGUGGAGAGGAGGCCAGCAGAAAAUGGCGUCUAGAUACCUUGCUCAAAGGUGCAACCGUCUACAAGCCGCCACCGACCUCUAAGCCUGAGCCGACUUCGGAGUACAAAGCACUGAUGAAGCGUCUCCGUCAAGACGAAGAGCAACAGAAGUACGAGCGCAUGCUUAACCCUCCGCCAGCGGAAAGCUUUGGUCAGAGAUUCCCCAACGCAAGGCCAUCCUUCGGCUCAAACCAUCUUGGACCUCAUGGAGUAGCAGGCGAAGUGGACGAAGUCACCUACGCGGACGUCAACCGGCAGAUGACUCUCAUCAUCAACGUUCUGGUCUCCAUCAUCUGCUGCAGCAUAGCCAUCUGGAUCGCAGCUCGGCGGUGGGAAGUACCGGCGCGACUCGGACUUUCGAUGUCUGGGAGCGGGCUCGUAGCUGCUGCUGAGGUUGUUAUAUACAUGGGCUAUAUCAGGCGAGUCAAGGAUGCCAAAGGGCUGGAGACGAAGAAGGUGGAAAGCAAGGAGAUUGUCGAGACGUGGGUCCUCGACGGAUCGAGUGCGAACUCCAAAUUUGAAGGCAGUGACGGUGUAAGAUUCAGGAAGGGCAAGCAUCGCUGA
Messenger RNA from Saxophila tyrrhenica, 798 nucleotides. RefSeq lists its product as uncharacterized. The transcript is spliced from 2 exons. Gene Ontology annotation, biological process: vacuolar proton-transporting V-type ATPase complex assembly. Gene Ontology annotation, cellular component: endomembrane system. NCBI's taxonomy places the organism in Eukaryota, Fungi, Ascomycota, Dothideomycetes, Mycosphaerellales, Extremaceae. The coding region runs from base 1 to 798 and encodes 265 amino acids. The record is from RefSeq and is a predicted model, not a curated record.